This is a messenger RNA of Heterocephalus glaber (naked mole-rat), 3483 nucleotides long. The record is from RefSeq and is a predicted model, not a curated record. Lineage: Eukaryota; Metazoa; Chordata; Mammalia; Rodentia; Bathyergidae.
UGGUGCAGGGCGACUUGGUGAGGGAGUAGGGGAAGGACUCGAGGCUGUGGAUGAAGAGGCGAGACCUGUGAGCCAGCACUUUCACUCCCACUGACGUGGCUUGCCACUCAUCCGCCCUACCCCUUCACUGAUGAAAAAAGACACUGUCGGGAAGCCCACCAUCACCCAGCUCCCCACUCCUGGGGGCCACAGAACAGGAAAUUCAGAAUCCACUCCUCUUAUCAAAUCACUGGCUACACACUGCCCUCCCCCUCCUAGAACGGGGCAAUCUGCAGAUGCAGAGGACAGGACGGUCAGGGUGAAGCUCCAGGAGGGUGAUGGGCGCUGGCUGCGGUCCAGAUCACUCACCUAUCUCCCUGUCAAAGUAAUUCCACCUCAAGCUUUCAGGGGACUUAAUGAGGUCAUGAAAAUUGAAAUCUCUCAGAGUGAUUCCCUGGAAAGGAUAGAAGCUAAUGCCUUUGACAGCCUCCUCAAUUUGUCUGAAAUACUGAUCCAGAACACCAAAAACCUGGUGUACAUUGGGCCUGGUGCAUUUACACAUCUCCCCCGGCUAAAAUACCUGAGCAUCUGUAACACAGGCAUCCAAACAUUUCCAGAUGUUACGAAGAUCUUCUCAUCUGAAUUUAAUUUCAUUCUGGAAAUUUGUGAUAACUUGUACAUAACCACCAUACCAGGAAAUGCUUUUCAAGGGAUGAAUAACGAAUCCAUCACACUCAAACUAUAUGGAAAUGGAUUUAAAGAAGUACAAAGUCACGCAUUCAAUGGGACGACGCUAAUUUCACUGGAGCUAAAAGAAAACGUACACCUGGAGAAGAUGCACAACGAAGCCUUCUGGGGGGCCAGUGGCCCCAGCGUCUUGGAUAUUUCUUCCACCAAAUUGCAGGCCCUGCCGAGCUAUGGACUGGAGUCCAUUCAGACGCUAAUUGCCACAUCAUCCUAUUCUCUAAAAAAAUUGCCAUCAAGAGAAAAAUUUACCAAUCUCCUGGAUGCCACACUGACUUACCCUAGCCACUGCUGUGCUUUUAGGAACUUGCCAACAAAAGAGCAGAAUUUUUCAUUUUCUAUUUUUGAAAACUUUUCCAAACAAUGUGAAAGCACAGCAAGAAAACCAAAUAAUGAAACACUUUAUUCUGCCAUCUUUGCUGAAAGUGAACUGAGUGGCUGGGACUAUGAUUAUGGUUUCUGCUCACCCAAGACACUGCGAUGUGCUCCUGAGCCAGAUGCUUUUAAUCCCUGUGAAGAUAUUAUGGGCUAUGACUUCCUUAGGGUCCUGAUUUGGCUGAUUAAUAUUUUAGCCAUCAUGGGAAACCUGACUGUCCUCUUAGUUCUCCUGACCAGUCAUUACAAACUGACGGUCCCCCGUUUCCUUAUGUGCAAUCUCUCCUUUGCAGACUUCUGCAUGGGACUCUAUCUGUUGCUCAUUGCCUCAGUCGAUUCCCAAACAAGGGGCCAGUACUACAACUAUGCCAUAGAUUGGCAGACAGGUAGUGGGUGUAGUGCUGCUGGUUUUUUCACUGUAUUUGCAAGUGAGCUUUCUGUCUACACCCUUACAGUCAUCACUCUAGAAAGAUGGCACACCAUCACCUACGCUGUUCAGCUGGACCAAAAGCUGCGAUUGAGACAUGCCAUUCCAAUUAUGCUUGGAGGAUGGCUCUUUUCUACUCUCAUUGCUGUAUUGCCCCUGGUGGGUGUCAGCAACUACAUUAAGGUCAGCAUUUGCCUUCCUAUGGAUGUGGAAACCACCCUCUCACAGGUGUAUGUAUUAACCAUUCUGAUAUUCAAUGUGGUAGCCUUCAUCAUCAUUUGUGCUUGCUACAUUAAAAUUUACUUUGCAGUUCAAAAUCCAGAGCUGAUGGCUACCAACAAAGAUACCAAGAUUGCUAAGAAAAUGGCAAUCCUCAUCUUCACUGACUUCACCUGCAUGGCACCCAUCUCUUUUUUUGCCAUCUCAGCUGCCUUCAAAGUGCCUCUUAUCACAGUAACCAACUCUAAAGUUUUAUUGGUUCUCUUUUAUCCCAUCAAUUCUUGUGCCAAUCCAUUUCUAUAUGCAAUUUUCACAAAAGCAUUCCAAAGGGAUUUCUUUCUAUUGCUGAGCAAAUUUGGCUGCUGUAAACAUCGGGCUGAACUUUAUAGAAGGAAAGAAUUUUCUGCUUACAACUCCAAGUGCAAAAAUGGCUACACUGGAUCAAAUAAGGCUUCUCAGUCCACCCUGAAGUUAUCCACAUUGCACUGUCAAUAUUCAGCAGUCCUAGACAAGACUUGCUACAAAAUGUAUUAACUAUUACAUCAGUAACUGCAUUAUUGAAUUAUAUGUUAAAACAUUACCUGUAGUAGUAACUAAUAUAAAGAGUUGGUUUUAAUUAAGAGUUAAUUAAGAGUUGGUUUAAUUAUUUAUUUUUAGGUAUACUGAGUAAGAGACUUUACCUCAUUCAAAGUGUGGUCCAAGACCAUUGCCCAUCUGAGAACUAUUUUUAAUUUGUACAUGGUGACAUAAAAUUUGGAAGUUGACAGUGUUUAGAAAUUUGUUUCCUGAAUCUAAUAAAGGGAAAAUUGACAAACAUGGUGACACCUGCCUGUAAUUCCAGUUACUCAGGAAGCUGAGGCAGAUAUCCCAAGUUUAAGGCCAGUUUGGAAAACUUAGGGAGACUCUGUUUCAAAACAAAACAAAUUAAAAAGACUGGUGAUGAAGCUGUGGCAGAACACUGAAGGGAGGGAGGGGGGAGAAAGGUGGUAUUCUACAUAACUUCAACUUUUUUCAUUUGAUUUUUAUUGCAUUCUACAAAAAUAUUAGUUUAUAGCAGAUUGGAAAUUUAAAGUAACUGGUCUUUUUCCUCAGUUUGGUAAAUACACUAAAGAAAUGCACUGUAUAGUAUGGUAGCCACUAGCCAUGUGUGUCUAAAUUAAGGUGAAAUAAAAUGAAAAAUGUCAUUUCUUAGUUGCACCAGCCAUAUUUCAAUGUGUAAUUUACUGGCAGGGGUGACAGUAAUUACCACACUAGAGAACUCAGGUACAAAAUGUUUUCAGCAUAGCAGAGAGUUCUUUUGAAUAGCACUAUUCUAGAGAUUUCCAUCUAUCUCAUGUCUAGAUUCUACUUAUUUGAAACGUAGCCUAGGGUAAACAUCUCACAUACAUUUCAGCCUAUCAACGUGGUCUGGUGUUUCUCCUCCAAAGAACAAGGGAACAUUAUACUGUAGACUGCAAAUUUUUCUGAGUAGGAAUCCUAUCUCUGCCCAUUUUGUUUCCUGAUCGCCUACUGCAAGGUCUUGGUAAUACAACACAACAAAUCUGCUGAAUUGCUCUUAGAAAAUUUAUAAGGAAAAGUAAUUUUGUAGGACAUUAUAUUUUAAAUGAAAGAAAAUAUCUAAAAAUUUAAAAAUAAUUAACUUUCAGCAUUUCUAUUCCUUGCAAGUUACUAAAACUAUAUUUUAAAUUUGUUAUGAAGUAUUUUUAUUAGAAUUAGCUUUUUCAGGACACCAAACUAAG